Trichosurus vulpecula (common brushtail) is the source of this 1817-nucleotide messenger RNA. It is a transcript of the gene GTF2H4, whose product is annotated as general transcription factor IIH subunit 4. The record is from RefSeq and is a predicted model, not a curated record. The transcript has 14 exons. Lineage: Eukaryota; Metazoa; Chordata; Mammalia; Diprotodontia; Phalangeridae. Gene Ontology annotation, biological process: nucleotide-excision repair. Gene Ontology annotation, molecular function: ATPase activator activity; double-stranded DNA binding. The coding region runs from base 156 to 1550 and encodes 464 amino acids. Gene Ontology annotation, cellular component: transcription factor TFIIH holo complex; transcription factor TFIIH core complex.
CAGCCCCGUUCUCCCUCCCCCUCGCCCCUCUCCUCGGUCAGUCCUGGAGACUUGACUGCCUUCCCUUCGUCUCCCUAAGCUCCUCCAGCCCCUCCAAGCCGGAGCUGCGGGGCGGGCGGCGGGGGCGCGGAGGAGGACGCGAGGCCGAGGCCGGGAUGAUGGAGGGGACUCCGCCUCGGACCGGGCUGAACCGGGGACAGCUACAGUGCCGUAACCUGCAGGAGUUUUUGAGGGGUUUGAGUCCUGGAGUACUAGACCGACUUUAUGGUCACCCAGCCACCUGCCUGGCUGUCUUUAGGGAGCUCCCAUCCUUGGCUAAGAACUGGGUGAUGCGGAUGUUGUUUCUGGAGCAGCCAUUGCCCCAAGCAGCUGUAGCCCUGUGGGUGAAGAAGGAAUUUAGCAAAGCCCAAGAAGAAAGCACAGGACUGUUGAGUGGUCUCCGUAUCUGGCACACCCAGUUGCUCCCUGGUGGCCUCCAAGGCCUUAUCCUCAACCCUGUCUUCAGACAGAAUCUUCGUGUUGCUCUUUUGGGAGGGGGGAAGGCUUGGUCAGAUGACACAAGUCAGCUUGGCCCAGACAAACAUGCCCGGGAUGUUCCAUCACUGGACAAGUAUGCAGAGGAAAGAUGGGAGGUGAUCCUGCACUUCAUGGUUGGCUCCCCGAGCGCAGCCGUCAGCCAGGACCUGGCCCAGCUACUCAGCCAGGCCGGGCUCAUGAAGAGUUCUGAGCCUGGAGAGCCACCCUGCAUCACCUCUGCGGGCUUCCAGUUCUUGCUGCUAGACACACCUGCCCAGCUUUGGUAUUUUAUGCUGCAGUAUUUGCAGACAGCCCAGAGCCGAGGCAUGGACCUGGUUGAGAUCCUGUCCUUCCUCUUCCAGCUUAGCUUCUCUACUCUUGGAAAGGAUUAUUCUGUGGAGGGCAUGAGUGAUUCCCUUCUUAACUUUUUGCAACAUCUGCGAGAGUUUGGGCUGGUGUUCCAAAGGAAGAGAAAGUCUCGACGGUACUAUCCAACCCGACUGGCUAUCAACUUGUCAUCAGGUGUUACUGGUGCUGGAGGUACUGCUCAUCAGCCAGGCUUCAUUGUUGUGGAAACCAACUACCGGCUAUAUGCCUACACUGAGUCAGAACUUCAGAUUGCACUCAUUGCCCUGUUCUCUGAGAUGCUCUAUCGAUUCCCCAAUAUGGUAGUAGCCCAGGUUACUCGGGAGAGUGUGCAGCAGGCCAUUGCUAAUGGUAUCACAGCCCAGCAGAUCAUCCACUUCCUGAAGACGAGAGCACAUCCAGUGAUGCUGAAACAGACCCCUGUACUGCCUCCCACCAUCACAGAUCAGAUCCGACUCUGGGAGUUGGAGAGAGACCGCCUUCGAUUCUCUGAGGGCGUUCUGUACAACCAGUUCCUGUCCCAGGUGGACUUUGAGCUGCUGCUGUCGCACGCCCGGGAGCUGGGUGUGCUGGUCUUCGAGAACACGGCCAAGCGGCUCAUGGUGGUGACCCCAGCAGGGCACAGUGACGUCAAGCGGUUUUGGAAGAGGCAGAAGCACAGCUCCUGAGCCGGUGUCGGGGCCUCGCGCACCCCAGAGACUGCCGGGGAGACGGCCUGGAGGGUGCAGCGGGCCCGCCCGGAGCCGAGCGGCGCGGGCACUAAGGCCGUGGGCGGCCCGGCCGGGAGCGCCAUGCCCUCUGGCUACCCCGGGCAGGGGUGGUAUCCUCACGGCCGCCGCGCUCAGAAUGCCUGGCACUUGGCGUGAGCCGCAGGCCCUAGCACCUUUUUUUUUUAUCACGUCGUAACUUUCCACGUCCAAUAAAGUUUGUAUAAA